Molecule: messenger RNA, 3778 nt
Organism: Ceratosolen solmsi marchali
Lineage: Eukaryota; Metazoa; Arthropoda; Insecta; Hymenoptera; Agaonidae
Gene: Asx
Product: transcriptional regulator additional sex combs
Exons: 9
Coding region: 278-3742 (1154 amino acids)
Biological process (GO): positive regulation of transcription by RNA polymerase II; animal organ morphogenesis
Cellular component (GO): PR-DUB complex
Molecular function (GO): chromatin binding; DNA binding
Source: RefSeq, a predicted model, not a curated record
AACUAAUGAAUAAUGAGUUAAAUAUUUAUGUAGAUUUACAUUGAAUACGUAAUUUACAGUAAUGGAAAAAAAAAAAAGGAAAGAAGAUAUGAUUAUAUUAUUUUCAUCUAAUAUUUAUCGUAGUGUCAUAACAAAUAACUACUUUAUACCUAACCUAAAGCACUCAUAAAUAGUGCAGUUUUUAAUCUAAUCAACACAAAAUUGAAAAUAUUUUAAGUUUAAAAUAAAAUAAUUUUUAUGUAUUGUGACAUGAAGAGAAAUACAUGCAACUUACAUUAUGGAAACAAAACUUAAUAUUAAAAGUUGUGGAACUAUUAACGAUGAAUCUAAUUGCUUAAAUUAUUCUAGUAUGGUACAUAGUAAAAAAGUUGUUAAACAUGCUCUUCGACAACAAGUAAAACGACGCAGAAAAAAUACAACAAUUGCUUCAGGAAAUUCUCGUUCGUUACCAAAAAUUGUCCAUGCUUUACCUUCCACAAUAUCAAGUGAUCUAUCUUUAUCUGGAAUUAGUAGUCAACAAAAUAAUAUUGUUAUUGAAGAAACAGCUGUUACAAUGAAAGAAGUAUUAGCCAGUUUGCCAGGAUUUAGUAUUAAAUCUAAUCGUCGACGAUCAACCAAACGAUUAUCUGUAGCUGCUCAAUUAGAAGCUGGCUUGGUAGAUUUAGAGUCGCCAGCCAGUAUCUUAGCUAAUACUAGUUUGAGAGCUCUUUUAAAUAGACAUACAUUCCAAGGAUUACCUCCAUUAUAUCAGAGAAAAUUGGCGCAACUGUUACCUGUGGUAGACAGGCAGGAUGCGGCUACUUCUGGAUUAAAUAAUGAAUUUUUUGCAAGAGCAUGUCAAGAAUGGCGAAAACGAUUAGCCGAAGGUGAGUUUACACCAGAAAACCAACAACGACUAAAAAUGGAAGCAGAAAAGGAUAAAAGUAAAUUAGAUCCCUGGAAAUUGAAACAUUUUGAACCAAUUUGGGGUGAAAAACGAGAAAUACAUAAGCUACGAUCUGGAAUACAUUGUAUAAAUAAAGAACAAAGAUACACUAAAUCUGUUACACGAUCGAAUUUAAGGACUCAAACAGAGUCUAAUUUACACUCAAUUUUUACUGAUAAUCAAUCCCCAAAUUUGUCUUUGGAAGAAAAAACAAAUCAAAGUGAAUUAACUAUUACAAAUAAUCUUUCCAGUGAGUCACGUUCAGUUUCAAUAAAUGAUCAAAGAGUUAUACCAGAUUUUAACGUUUCUGUAAGAAUUUUAGAAGAAGAUGAAGAUGAUGACGAUAACGAGGAAGAUGAUGAGUACGAAGAUGAUGAUGAUGACGAUGACGACGACGAUGAUGAGGAUGACGAUGAAGAUGACGAAGAAGAUGAAGAUGAUGAUGAUGAAGUGGAAACUCAAGUUUCUCUUACUUAUUUAGAUGAAAGAGCUCAACAUUGUAGAGCAAUAAUUGUAGCGAGUGCAAAUAACGAUCAAUUAUAUAAAGAUCAGCGUACUUCCACGGAAAUAGCCUUGAAUGAAAAAUCAAAAUAUUCGAAAGGGAUGAUAUUAGACUUUAUAAAUGAUGGUAAAUAUCUCGAAAUUGAUAUGAAAGUAAAGGAAGAUCCCGAAUUACAGAAACAAAAUAUUGAAAAAUCUCUAAGUUCUUCUGUUAAAGAUUUUAAAAAUUUUCCCAAUAAUAAUUUUAAUAGUAAAUCAAGUGACUGUUCUAUGCUAGGAAAUCAAGAUCAACUCUUUAAAUUAUCUGAAAGCAAUUUAUCUGAAUCGAGUAUUCAAAUAUAUGAAGAUUCUAUAUCUAAGUUAAAAUUUACUGUGAAAGAUGAGUCAUUUGGAGCAGAUAUUGCAAUUAACGAAAAUGCAACAAAUAAAGAGAAAUCAUUCAAAGAUUCUAACUUAUGCUGUGAGGAUAAUAAUCGAAUUAAUUGUGAAGAAAGUAAUAAUGUAACAACAGGUAUAUCUGAAGUAAUUGAGAUUGAUAAUGAAACCUUACAACGGAUUCAUGAACUUGAGGUUCGAGGGGAAAUGCAAGAAGCUUACGAAGAAAUUUCAGGGUGUCCAGAAGAAAUAAUAUACCCAAUCUUAGAAGAUAUGGAAAUAAAUUCUAAUAAUACCAAAGUUUCAAAUACAUCAAGCGUUUCCGAAACUACUGUAAAUGAAGAAAUAAAUAAUAGUGUUAAUACAAGAACUCAGGAAGAAGCAUUUCAAGAAGCUAAUAAUUAUGUAUGUUCUGAAAUGUUGGAUUGUAGUUGGACAUCAAAUACAAAUGAAAAUAAUAUUUCUAAUGAUCGAGAAGAAUUACAAGUUCCUUGGCCUUUAGUUGCAGCUGCAUUAGAUAAUACUGUGCCAACUAAUAUUACUAUUACAACAUCAAAUGAUUGUAAUAAUUCACAAUCAUUCAUUAAUCAAAAAAUUCCACUUCAUCAAGAUGAAUUAGUUAAUAUUGAAGAAAAUUCUGAAUCUAUUAGUUGCAUUCAAUUGCCUGUCACUCCUUUUAGAUCAGAAGCUUUGCGUAUUACAGCUCCAGUAACAUCGUGUUUAAUGAAAAAUGCACAUACGACUCAAAGUUCAUCUAUAAUCACAUUUCCACAAUUACAAUCAAUUCGCUUUGUACAAACAAAUUUUCAAACUACAAUUGAACAUAGUUCAUCAGAAAAUAUUCCUAACACUGCAUCACUGUGUACCCAAAUUCAAACUUCCACACAUGAACCGCAAAAUAAUUUAAGCAAUGCCGUACAAAGUACGGCAUUAUGUAAAAAUCAAAAAGAUAUUCAUCACGAAUUUGACGUAGAAAACGAAUAUCAAGAUCAGCUGCAAAAUGCUCUUUCACAAACUGCUAUUCAACAUCAAAAUAUGCAAACACAAAGUACUAUAGUACUUCAACAACAAACAUUGCUGCCAUUACCAUCUCGUCAAAUCAUAACAACAUUACAACCUAAUCAGCAAUCUCAUUACCCAAUGAUAAUGAAUGUACAGUCAAAAGGUAAUAGAAACACAGGCAUGCAGAAUACACACCGUUCAGUUCGUAGUGGAAAUAGAGAUCAAAACAAUGGACGGUCUCGAAAUGUUACCAAAGAACCUCCAGGUGCAGUGAAUUUAGAACGAAGUUAUCAAAUUUGCCAAGCUGUAAUCGCCAGUUCACCAAAUAGAGAUCAACUGAAAGCUCAUUUAAAACCACCACCAAGUCUAUUAACAAAAAGUGAAAAAUUAAUAAUAAAUAAUAAGUUUAGUACUCGUAACUCGAAUCCGAUUAAGGCUCAUAAAAGUAUAAAUCAAGAUCCUUCACUGAUUUCUACUAAAUCUCAAGGUGUUGUGCUGAAACAUAUUUUCGCAAAUGCUCAUCAAAAUUGUUUAGAAGAGAUUUCAGAAAAUCAAACCGAGUACGAUAAUCACGGUGAAAUUGGACAAUACAUAUUUGUAAAAAGAACAGGUAAUGAAAAUACUCCUCGGGCAUCUUCCGCUCCACCAAUGCCUCCACAAAUUGCAGGAAUGAGUAUUGGAGUUCAUAUGGUACAUGGUAGACCAGCAAGUGCUGGUGAAAACUCACAUCAAGCUAUUUCAUUAAGAAAUAAAGGAAAUAAUUUUCGUUCUGGUGGUGCUGAACCUAACACUCCUAGUAUUAUUAUAGGAGGUAAUCCUCCAUUUCCAUGUGAAUGUAGUAUAGGAGGAGCCAUGGUAGUAUGUCGUCAAUGUGGUGCUUUUUGCCACGAUGAUUGUAUUGGACCCCAAUGUAUUUGUGCUAUUUGUCUGAUUCGUUAAAAUAUUAUAUAUAUUUGUUUAUUUAAGUAUCUUGUA